This is a messenger RNA of Penaeus chinensis, 5111 nucleotides long. RefSeq names its product transcriptional regulator GZF3-like. The record is from RefSeq and is a predicted model, not a curated record. NCBI's taxonomy places the organism in Eukaryota, Metazoa, Arthropoda, Malacostraca, Decapoda, Penaeidae. Gene Ontology annotation, molecular function: RNA polymerase II cis-regulatory region sequence-specific DNA binding; zinc ion binding; DNA-binding transcription factor activity, RNA polymerase II-specific. Gene Ontology annotation, biological process: negative regulation of transcription by RNA polymerase II; positive regulation of transcription by RNA polymerase II; cell fate commitment.
GCAACCCCGAUGUUGGCGACCAUGUCUCUCUCGGAGCCCACAGUGACGUCAUCAAGUGGGCGGGAGGAGGCGGGGCUGAAGGUGCACGUGGGGGGGACUGCACCCGCGAAGAUGGGCGGAGUCGCGGACUUAGCCACGCCCACCAGCCUGCCGGGGGUAGGCCCGCCCCACAGCCUGCAGGUCUCGAGGUCUGUGCGCUCAGGCACGCCCGCCGCCGACCUGCCCGCCCUCGCCUCCGACCUCAUCUCCCCCGACCAUCUCUCGCCCCCCGUAUUUUCCCCGGCGACGCCCUCCAGCGCCCCCGUCUACUCCCCGAUCUCCCCCGCGGGCUGCAGGGGCGAGAGCAACUUCUUCUUCCCGUGCAGCAGCGUCCACGGGGGCUUCCCCAGCACCUCCACCCUCUCCGACAUCAGCAGGGAGUCGCCCGAGAGCCAGAGCAUCAAGCGGGACCUCCUCGGCUCUCGACACCGCGACUCGAGGUACAACUCGGUCGCUGAGUCGGAGGUCGGCUCCGUGUCCGACACCACGGAGGGGGAGCACUCGCCCACACAGCAGUUAUAUUCCCCGGAGCUGGAAGGCGACAGGUACAGCGGGGGACGUGGCCAGCCCCUGGAGAUGUUCAGCAUGGACUUCCAUUACGAGAGUGCGAAAAGACCAGUGACCUCGUUUCCCACUCGAGAAAUGACCUUAUCCGAUCGGUAUCACUGGCAAACCGACUCGAGCGGAAGUGGUUCGGAACCGCUGCUCUUCCCGGUUCGCGGUUCGCCUGCCAGUGGGAUGUACAGCAGCCGAGGGGCUAUGUACACCCCUACUGUACAAGAUGUGCCUUCCACGCCCACCAAUAUGUGGCCACAACAAGUGGACUACGGUGUACAGGACCUGGGUGCCAUCAAGAACACGCCCUCCACACCGCCCAUCAGCUUCACGCCCAGAGUCUACCCGAGCACCCAGGUGACGCAGCGACAGGCCUGCCCUCUGCCGGCCAAUUCCACCAUCCCUUCGCUCAACCAGCAGUUGCCUAGCGGUAGCAUGUCGCUGAGUCGCCCUGCCCUUGGGUAUAGCGGGUAUGACAUGUCAGGUUCGUGGGCCGCCGACGCCUACGGGACAUACGGGUCUCAGCACGUACGCAGCGCCAUCUCUGCGGUCAAAGUAGAUCCCGGUUUUUACGACGGGAGGGAGUGCCGCGAGUGUGCCAACUGCGGUGCCUCCCGGACCCCCUUGUGGCGGAGGGAUGCGAAGACCGGCCACUACCUGUGCAAUGCCUGCGCCCUCUACACCCGCACCAACGGCAUCAACCGGCCCAUGACCAAGAUGCCUGCCCGGAGGCAUUCUGGCAACAGGAGGCUGGGACAAGUCUGCACCAACUGCCACACAACCGUCACCUCCCUCUGGCGUCGAAACAGUAACGGUGACCCUGUGUGUAACGCCUGUGGUCUCUACUACAAACUGCAUAACAUCAACCGCCCACUUACCAUGAAGAAAGAGAGCAUUCAGACUCGGAAACGAAAACCCAAGAAGUCGAGUGAUAGCAAGAGCUCCUCCACCUCGUCCUCGAUACCUUCUUCAGCUACUUCUUCAGGCACGAGCACUCUGACCACGUCCUCCGCCAGCACCGCCACGACCACGGCCUCGGCCUCGAAGUACCAGCCUUCUUCGGUGUCGACAGAUUUUGGAGUCUGCUCCUUGCCGAGCCUCACUCACGAUUCCCUUCGGCCCGCAGUGAAGACGGAGCCCUCGAGCGCCUCCUACACUAUGUACGGGACGUCGACCUACGGGUCCCAGAGCACCUCCCCGACAGGCACCUCCUCCACCCACCUGCUUCCCUCGCUCCUGCCUCCGUACUCCUUCCCUAGCCUGAAGGCCGCUCCCACCGCCACCCUCCAGUACGGGGUCAAGGACGAGCCCUCUUCCCCGGGGACUGGAGGCACAGCAGGAGACAUCGGAGCCGGAGGAGCAAGUCUCCACCACGCCCACGCCGCCCAUUCCGUCGCACACGGGGCCGCCCACGUAUCGUCCAACGGGCUGGCGACGUCCCCCCGCGAUCCUUUGGCUGGAGUCACCGCCUCGUCUGCCAGUCACAUGACCCCGUCGCACCUGCCCGUGUCUACGUCGGCCGGGACCCCACACCUCGGGUCUCCGGGGUCCGUAGCGCCCCACUACUCCGCCAACAUGAUGCUGCCCCACAUCGUCACGUCCGCCUGCUUAGGGUCGACCGCAGUACAGGGUCACUCGCCCCCCGUAACUCCCACGACUCCGCACUCGCUGGAGCACCUCACGUGGAAAGCCAAGUGAGGGAAGACCCAGGGAGGACGAAUGUGAAAUAGCUAGAGGGGAAAAAAAGAAAAAAAAAAAAGUAAGGAAAAAAAAAAGUUGUAUAGGUAUUAAUGUACAUAGGAAUUUUUUUUUUUUUUAUGUAAGUCAUGUAUACUCUGUUGAUUACGUGUGUACAGAUUUUUUUUUUUUCUAGAUUUAAGGAGCUUUUGUUUUUGUACGUCGUUACGUAGUUUAAGAUGGUUCUAGGCACACCAAAGAUAGAAGGUAGUUCAAGUGUGCCAAAGAUACUAGGUUUAGCAGGGGAGCGCCGAGGGUUGGAGUGUCGAAGGGUCAUGCAGAUGCCAGAACACUUCAACUCCGGGAGGACCCCCAUGGACGGGCUAAAUUGACUAGUCGUUUGCGCGGUUCCGUUGUCUUCAUCUUAAUGUUUCUCGUUUUCUUUCCUCGCUUCUUCCUCUUUUAAUAUCAGUGUUAGUUGUUUGUUCUAUUUUUUCCCCUUCUAAUCUGCUGUUCCUCGCUCUUUUCACACAAAAAAGUGCCGUAUCGUAGCAGCCUUCAUUCUUCAAAGGCAUUCCAUUUUGUCGAUUAAUAAAAAGAGAAAAAGAAGUUCGUCUCGGCUUCUUUAGGUUACUAAGGAGAACGAUCACCUUUUGGACGACGAGGAAGGGGGAGCACUCCUUCGAAGGCGAACUUGGAUGCUGAUUAAAGUCGUUUUUGUUUGUCCUUUGUUCUCGAGUAGACGUUUUAGUGUUAGCUAUUUUGUUAGACUUAGAUUCUUUUUUCUUUUUUUUGUCAUUUCACUUUCUACUGUUUAAAAAAAUGUAAAAGGAAAAAAAGUAAACAACAUAUCCCUUUGACUUGGGUAUGUUACCUCGCCUGGAUAGUACUCACAGCUGAUUAUCAAAUCCCUAUUUUGAAAUCCGUCGAAUCAGAGGAAUUAUUAACUUAACUAUCAUAACGAAUAUGUAAAAUAAGUGAUCAUAAUUCAUUUGUUUCGCCGUGGAUGUAAAGGGUUCUGUAUACUGUAUGUGUGUCCGUCCUUUUUACAAUAUUUUUGUAAACGUUUUUCCUCUUGUUUUCUCUCAGACACAAACAGGCAGAUAAACAACUUUUGCUAAGCACCGCUUCUUGUAAAUAUGGGAAGGGAAUUCAGGCGAAAAUUCUUUCAAUUAAGAAAAUAAAGACAUUCAUUUACACGUGUUUUUUUCUCUACACUCAGAUCGUGUAUUUUUUUGGAAAUGUGUGUACAAUAGCAAUAAUUAGUGUUAUGGUCUAUAUGUAUUUCUGUCAUCGGUGUCUGUAAAUAGUAUGACUAACAUGUCAUCAUUAAUAGAAACAUUUGGUUAGAUUUUUUUUUUUUUUUUUUUUUUUUUUUUUUUUUUUUUAGCAAUAGCAAUAGCAAAGUAUGUGGGAUUAGAUCAGUUACACUUGAUUACUAUAAUUAUUAUUAUUAUCAUUAUCCAUAUUCUAAUCAUCAUCAUUAAUAUCCUUAACAUGAUUGGUAUUACUAUUAUUAUUAUUAUAAUUAUCAUUAUUGCUGUUAGCAGUUUAUUGUUAUUGUAUUAUCAUUAGUACUAUUAGCAUUGGUUUUAUUUAUAUUUAUAUAGUUCUAAUUAUCAUGAAAUAAAAAAAAUCAACAUUAAUACAAAGUAUACUCCUCAUUUAUCGUUUUCUAUGUUGGGUAAUUUGCAAAAAAAAAAAGAAAAUAUAUAUAUAGGAAGCGAAACGAUAAUUCUAAUUAUCCAUCGCAAUAUUAAAUUUUAGUUUUUAAACGUCUAUAUUGAUAUCCUUUUCGAAAAUCUUGCUUGGACGUAAAGUUGUGGGUUUUCUCUCUUGUGUUAUUAUAAAUUUGUGGAAAAUAAUAAUUCUUGAUACUGAAUUUUUAUGUGUAGUUAUUUCUAUUAGUUUUAUGAUGUUUUUAUUAAAAGACAAACGUGUGUUUUAUUUUGUAAGUUUAAAAAAAAAAGGUCAUUGGUGAGUGUCACAGUUAGUCAGUUUUAAUUGAUAUUGUGAUAUAGAAAGUAUUAGAAAAUGUUGGUUAUCUUUAAAACCCUCGUCUUUUUAAGGAAAGUAAAUAUAUUCGAAAACCGUUUCCUGUGUGCUGUAUUUUUGUGUCUGUUUGAUUAGCCUCUAAGAUUUUUUUUUUUCUUUUUUGUUGUAAAAAAAAAGUAUAUAUAGUACGAUUUAUUUCAAUAUUUGCUGACUCGUGGUGCUAGUGUUAUUCUAAAAGGGAAUGUUUCAUUUUGAAUUUUGAAAUGAUCUUUCUCCUUUGAUAUUUUUUAUUUUUUUUUUUUUUUUUUAAGUAGGAAAAAAAAAACGUUGAUUCUUAUCUUCUCUUACUUUUAAUUUCCUUGUUAAUAAUUUAUGUUGAGUGGUAAAAAAUUAGAAUUUUUUUUAUUUUCCUGCAAAUGCGCUGGGAAAUAUUUUUUAUGGAUUUAUGUAAAUAGACAGUUCAAAAGAAUACAUUAUUGUAAAUAGUUCCUUGCUUUUAUUUUGGCGGAGCGAUGAUUGGCUGCAAUUAAAAUUCUAAUUCAACCAAUCGCGUUUAUUUUUGACAGGCGAUGAUUGGCUGAGACGACAGAAAAUUCAACCAAUCAGCCGUCUGUCCGUUAUUUUUAGCAGGCGAUGAUUGGCUGAAACACCAAACAGUCCAACCAAUCAUCGGCCUUUGUAGUCACUGGAGGUGAUUGAUAGCAUUUUAUGUGUGAAUGAGAUGUACAAAUGAAUCCUUCUAUGUGAUUUUUGGCAAUUUAUGUAGUUAAAAACGCUUUGUAAUUUGUCCUUUUGUAAUACUGAAUUGUGCUGUGAGUUUAAAAAUCAUAAACAAAUUUCAUGGA